GCAUAAUUGGCCUCGGCACCAACACUACAAACUCUCGGAGGGGGUGGUGGGUGGUUCGAGAUGCCUUCGAAAGGAGAUCCUUGUCGCGCGCGGAACAUCCCUGGCCAGCUCAAGCCAGCUAGCGUCAAGUGCCAGCAGUUUAGUUUCGGUUUUUGCGCGAGCGAGUGAAGGUCGUUCGAGGCCACCUUCCAGCAACGCGGCGUCGUCGGUUCGGGGCGUUCUUGAAGAGGAGCAGAGGACAACAGCGAGGAAGGUUCCGCUAAGAGGAAAAACCGGGGAGUGCAUCAAAGGAAAAAGCAAGCAAAAGGAUAAAGGAAAAGGGUGUGUGAAACAGCGAAAUAACAAGAGAUUUUCCUUGAGCUUCUGUUGGUGAGGAAAAGUUGAGGGUGUUGCGGUGAAAAUCUGGGCCAAAAGUGACAGAAUUAUGUGUGAAAAGUGCGAAAAUCGCAACGCAGGUGGCAGCUAAUCAAACGAAGACAGAAGAGGAUACCGAGGCAAUCAGCGCAGCUGAAUGUGCGAUAUUAAGGAUUGGGAUUAAAAGUCACCUUCAAACAAUUCAAUUAAACUGGAAGAAUCGUGAAAAAAGCAAUUCCAUGAGUAUUAACCAAGUAAUAAAUUCCAAUGUAUUAUGUGCUUCCACAGAGCAGUGAGAUAACAAAAAAAGUUGGAAUACAUCCAUCUAUAAAGUGAAGUGUGAUUAGUAAUUGAUGUCCAUUAUUAUCAGUAUAGCAAGUUCAAUCUAGUUGGUAUUCCUAGCGAAAAGUGUGGUAGGAAGUCAGCAAAUUAUGUUGAUAUAAUUUAAUCCAAAAAAAGAAGCAUUUAAGUGAAAGCAAUAGUUCAAUAAAAGUGAUUAAAGAAGCAUCAUUAGAGGAGAAAAAAAUCUACGUGCAAUUCUACCAAUUCCAAGAGAAGUACAUCCAACAACAAUGCCCUUCGGUCGCAAGUCCCCGCUGGAGGCCCUGGCAAUGCCGGGGGCCAUCAUCGCGUACAAGUACAGCCAGUACCGGCAACGGCGCCGGGAAGCGGCCAACCGUCGGGUCACGGAACGUGAACUGACAGCGUUGCACAACAAAAUUGAAAAAUUGCUCAGCAAACUCGAGGAGAGCGAACUGGAAGCUCCCACGUCGCAGGAGGAUGAGUGCGUCAUCUGCAUCAAUGCACGGGCCACAAUGCAGACUUCACCCUGCGGCCACAGGGUCGUUUGCCGGCGCUGCUUUGUCAAGACGAUCCAGAGUGCGGUCGCGCAACGCCUACUGCCCCUGCGAUGCGUCAUCUGCCGGGCACGAAUCAACCGUCUUACCUCGGGAUCCACCACGUGGAGGUUACAGGGAUCCGCCAGCAGCUACUCCAUGGGCAGCAAAAGCUGGAGCGUGCCCGGUUCGGCCAGUUCGUACAGCGUGGACGCGGCCGCCGUCCGGGUCACCCAGUCCGCCAGUCUGUACUCGAUGAGUUCCGGCUCGUCGUGCAUUUCCGGCAUUUCGAGCGCGUCCGGGACGUCGGGCAUGUCUUCCUCGUCGUCGAACAGUGGCAUCGGUGGCACUGACUGCAGUGUCGCAUCGACGUCGUCGGCGUCUUCGUCAACGCUUCACCACCACCACCAUCAUCACCACGCUGGCGGAAGUGGAGCUGGCCACAAGCACAGCAAUGGUACCUGUUCGAGCGGGUGUCUGGGGGCGAUUCCGCGGAACCCGGCCUACCAGCAUCACCACAAGAAAGGACAAUACUACGCUAAGUUCAACUUCUUCCACAGAUACUACACCCAACCCGGCAAACCUGCCGGCAGCAAGAACGCCAAGGAAGAAGUGGUCGAGUCGAUACCUCUGCUGAGCAUCGAAAAAAGCAGUAGUGCCAAACCGGGCCCCUCGAAGCUGGGCCUCAACGGUAAGAUCGCUCCGACGGCCUGCAAGUCUCCGAUCAACAAAACCAACAUGGCCACCGGCAAACCAGUCACGACCUCACUCAUCACCGCAGUUGGGACUCCGCCCAAGGCACGUGUGCUCUCGGCUGGCUCGUCCGCCGUUGCUUCCACUUCCGGUGGUGCCGGCCUCUCCAAGAGUAAGAGUAGUUUUAGCGACAGCAAAGGCAAUAAUCACACCAGCAACAAUAACGUCAAACAGGACGAAAAAUACGACAAUAAGAAGAACGAAACGAUCGAGCGGAAGAAGAAGGAGGAAAAGCACAAAAUCAAGGCGGAAAAGGACGCGAGGAAGGAGGAAAAACGCAUCGCCAAGGAGGAGGAAAAGCUCGCCAAGAUGCUCGCCAAGGAGGAGAAGAAACGCGUCAAGCAGGAAGCCAAGGAAUCGCUGCUGGCCAACGAGGGUGGCAGCCGGAAAUAGGACCUUCCCCGAUGGAGGCACUUUCUGGCGCGAACGUAGACACUGGCGACUCCAUCGUAGAAAUUACCAAAACUCCAUUCAAUACGCCAGUGUGCAAAUAAUUAGACAUGGUAAGGUUAAAUUAUGAGAAAACACAACAAAAACAUUCUAAAGUUAAUUGAUAGAGUAGAAUGAGCAAAUUACGAUUAGAAGAGCUUGUCAGUGUUAGUAAUUUGUGCAAAGUUCCUUUUCAAAAUUUAAAUAUUCAAACAAAUUACUAAUGCUGAUGAUUGCUUUCAAAAUUAAACAAACACGUGGCAUUCUAAUUAAGAACAACAUAUCAAUCAUACCAGCUUCCUUUCGAAAACAAAAUGGUGAACUUCCACUGCAAGUGGUUCCAAACUCAAAAUAUGUAUUUAUUUUGAAGUACUUCUUCACUAAACUACUAUUCAAUGUGGCCAAUUACCGUGUGUGCACACGGAACAACACAAUUACGAUUUGGAAAAAAGUCAACUAAUAUUCCCCCCACAGAACUUCCACUCUGGUUUUUAGAUCGAUCUUAUUUUGUAGAGAUGUAUUUUUAAAUAAAAUUAAAUAAAAAAAAUCUUAUUUUAACUUCCAAGCCAUGCGUACCGUUCAUCCCCCUUCCCACCUAGAUACGAGAAGAAGUUUCAAAUUAUGCUUUCUGUACAUAGAAAUGUCGAUGAUUUCUCGCAAAUUCUUGAAAAGAAUUCUAAUCUUAAUCGAAACUGUUACAAAAUUGAGUUCGUCUAAAACCAAAACAAAAAGUGAUCACAUCAAAACGCACAUCAAUCACUUAUUCUAAGCAUAGGGUUAAGGCAUUUGGGUGGUUUUUGAUUACUGUGUAAUACAAUUUUAGUUCAAUAAUUGUGUUUUAACAAUUCAAUUAUAGCAAAGAAUCCUAUGAUUUCACUCUCAUUUUUAAAACUAGCUUAAACCAAGUUAAUAAAAUCAAAGUGUAAAACUAUUGCUUCG
Molecule: messenger RNA, 3311 nt
Organism: Culex pipiens pallens (northern house mosquito)
Lineage: Eukaryota; Metazoa; Arthropoda; Insecta; Diptera; Culicidae
Product: myotubularin-related protein DDB_G0290005
Exons: 6
Coding region: 927-2336 (469 amino acids)
Source: RefSeq, a predicted model, not a curated record